AUGCAUCGCUCCGCGUAUGAAGGGCUGAAGGAGAGGCUGCUGGCUCGUCUCAAUGGCCUCACUCUCGUUCCCACAACAUUCACAUGGCAGGACGAGGAGGAGCGAGAGGAGGUGGCCAUGGUCGGGAGCUGGGGUCAGUGGGUGCUGUUAUACACUCUCAAGAGGAUGAGUGCAACGAGCUGGCAGACGUGCAUCAAUCUGCCCCCUGGGAAGCACGAGUUCAAAUUCUUGAUUGACGGGACUUGGAAGCUGUCCGGCCAGUAUGACAUUGUGGAUGACACGGUUGGGACUAAUGGGAACAAUGUGAUCGAGGUCGAUGCUCCACGAGUUGCUCAAACCCAAGAGGAGGACGAGCUCCUGUGCAAGGAGGCGAUUCAAGUGCUGGAGGGAGAGGACAGGGUGCAGUUUAUGGAGCUGCGAGACCAGAUCGAGUCCAUGGACAUGCAUCUCAAGUCAGCUACGGUCCAAAGCGAGAAUGAACUAUCUCGCAUGGUUGAUGUGCCCGUUGCCGCUGGGGAGGAGAAGGAGAGCCUCUCCUACUUCCGUUCUCUCCUCCCCCGUUCUCAAAUCAUGCCUGCAAUCCUCCACAAGCUCUCGCCACUCCAGGCAGCAUAUCGCCGCCUCGUCGCUGCUCUCAAGCAGCAGGUGGAGGAUCACGUCCCGAAGCCCUAUAGGGACCUCGCGUGCUCUUUCCUCGACGCUCUCUUCCCCAUCUUCAUCUUCCUCCGCACAGAGGAUGGAAAUCGUCUCCUCGCUGCCCUCGAGACACAGCAGGUCUUCCUCCUGCCGUUCGUCCUAAUCUAG
Messenger RNA from Guillardia theta CCMP2712, 804 nucleotides. RefSeq lists its product as hypothetical. The coding region runs from base 1 to 804 and encodes 267 amino acids. The transcript has 7 exons. NCBI's taxonomy places the organism in Eukaryota, Cryptophyceae, Pyrenomonadales, Geminigeraceae. The record is from RefSeq and is a predicted model, not a curated record.